GCGGGGGGCCUUGAGCCCGCCAGCCUGCGCGGCGCGCGCCGGCAUGCAGGAGGAGCGCAGGUUCGCCUCAGCGGGGGAUGACGUGAAGAUCUGGGACUCGGCGUCUCUCACAGUGUUGGAGCGGUUCAACCCCCACAGCUCCUCCCCCGGCAUCGGCUCUUUGUGCUGGACCAACAAUAAUAAUUUUCUGGUUACUGCGUCUACCACUGGUGACAAAAUAGUCGUUUCAAAUUGCAAAUGUAAACCUCUUCCACUCUUAGAAUUAGCAGAAGGGCAAAAGCAGACAUGUGUAAAUUUAAGUUCCACAUCUAUGUAUCUUGUAAGUGGAGGUCUCGAUCAUACUGUUAAUAUCUGGGAUUUAAAAUCUAAAAGACUUCAUCGAUCUCUUAAGGACCACAAAGAUGAAGUAACAUGUGUAACAUUUAAUUGGAAUGACUGCUACAUUGCUUCUGGAUCUAUGAGCGGUGAAAUUAUUUUGCACAGUGUAACUACCAAUUUGUCCAGUACUCCUUUCGGCCAUGCGAACAGUCAGUCCAUUCGACACUUGAAGUACUCCAUGUUCAAGAAAUCUCUACUGGGCAGUGUAUCGGAUAAUGGCGUGGUAACUCUGUGGGAUGUGAAUAGUCAGAGUCCCUACCACAAUUUUGAAAAUACUCAUAAAGCUCCAGCCUCAGGAAUCUGCUUUUCUCCUGUCAAUGAACUGUUACUUGUCACCAUAGGCCUGGAUAAAAGAAUGAUUCUCUACGACACUUCAAGUAAGAUGCUAUUGAGAACUGUAAUAGCUGAGGCUCCUCUAACUGCAGUGGAUUUUAUGCCUGAUGGUGCAACUUUAGCUGUUGGAUCUUCCCGGGGAAAAAUUUAUCAGUAUGAUUUAAGAAUGUUGAACUCGCCCGUGAAAACCAUCACAGCUCACAAAACAUCUGUACAGUGCAUAGCGUUUCAGUAUUCUAGUUCUGUAUAUAGGCCGAGUUCCAGUAAAGGCUCUUUGAGUAAGCCUACAUCAAUGAAUAAAAGAACAAAAAUGAAUAGUGCAGGGGGAAUGCAAAAUUCAGGAACUGCUAAAGAAAUAACCUCUACUCCAACUGCUUCAGUUGUACCUCAGCUCAUGACAGUGGUUGAAGGAAAAGGAACAGAUGUUCAGGAUAAGAUGGGAUUUUCUCGAAGUACAAAUGUGGAUGUAAUCUUGUCUCAAGAUAUGGAAUAUGGAAAAAAUUCUGAUAUGUCCAACUUUGAUGAUAGUGGGAGAAAUAGUUUAGGGGACAUGUUUUCACCUGUGAGAGAUGAUGCUGCAGUUUACAAGGCAAGCGAAGAUUUUCCAAAUAAAGGAGAUGGUCUGGAUUUUCUACCCCAAUUGAACACAAUUUUUCCUACAAGAAAGAAUCCAGGUGGAGCAAAUACAACAGGGCUACAUUCCAGCCCGCUUCAUGUCUUUGUGGGAUCGCCAAUCAAGGAAGAAGACGACCAACAGGAUCUAACAGCUGAGACUAAAAAAAUACAUUUAGGAAAACAAGACUCUAGAGAGCCUUUAAAGCAGCUUGUGAAAUUGUUCUCACCUGGCUCUGAGUCUGGAAAUCUGAGUACCUCUACACCAUCUAAUGCUGCCAGAAGCCCCGAGAAAAAGGAAUGGCCUGCAAAGGAACUUCAGACGCAACUGAUGUGUGAAUCUCCAAUCAAUGGUACUGCUACAGCAAAUUCAAAGACAACUUCGGUCACCGCUGGAGUUGCCAGUUCCUUAACAGAAAGGAUAGCAGAUACUUUGGGAAAUAAUAUGCCAAAUGCACCAUUGACAUGUGUUCAAAUCCAGUUUAUUCAAAAUAUGAUUCAAGAAACUUUGGAUGAUUUCAGAGAAGCCUGCCAUCGUGACAUUGUGAAUUUGCAAGUGGAGAUGAUUAAACAGUUCCAUAUGCAGUUGAAUGAGAUGCAUUCUUUACUGGAAAGGUAUUCAGUCAAUGAAGGCUUAGUAGCUGAAAUUGAAAGGCUUCGAGAAGAGAACAAAAAACUGCGGACCCAUUUCUGAAAUACAGAUGGGGAGACACAUUUUGCAGCUCUUACUUACGGUUUGUUCUUUGGAAGGCAACUAGUAGCGCAGAAGCUUACAGACGCAGUAUUGUUUCCCUGAUUUUUGUGGAGCUUUUAAAAGAAGAGGUAAAUGAGGAAUGCGAAACUAACCGUAGGGUAUUAAUCAAUUUUACAGUGUGCAGUAACUGCCCGUACAAAAGUGGUUGUAUUUUUUAUGGCAGAAAGAGUAGGAAAGUAUAUCUUUGCCUGUUAGGAAAGCCAACAGAAUGACUAUCAUUCCAGAGCUUAAGAUAUACACUAAGUGCCUUUUUUCAUACGAAAAGGAAAUUGCUCAGAAAAGUAUAUUUUAUGUAGGAAAUUUUAUUCUACCAUUAACAGGCUCUAUUUUUGAUUGACAAAUUGCUCUCUAUAUUUUGCUUGGGGUUAAAAGAGUUUUUGUAUGUCAUAUUUUUCGGAAUAAAACAUUUUAAUAUGACAUUUAAGAGUUCUAAGCAAUCGACCAGGAAAUUUAGGGUUGAUUAGUAAUUAGUUUGUUAAUGUGAUAGUUAAGCAUGACCGUUAUUCAUUACUACGUGUAUCUUGGAAAACUGAGUUUGGAUUUAUGGAAUUAUACAGAUGACAUUCUAAUUUAAUUGUGUUUGUUGUGGAAGUACUGUACAAUUGGAAAAAACAAUUCCCUCUGGUUAUAAUUUGUAUUUUUGCUUCUGAAGAUUACCUUGCUUUCAAAAGCAAAACAAGUGAGAGUCCUUGGGUGUUUUUUUUUUUUUUUGGCUGAACUCUAAAUUAUCUGUGAUUAGUGGCAUUAUGAGAUGUGCAUGUAAUGAAAAUUUGAUUUGUAAUCCAAAAAAUUCAUCAUGAACACUCAUACUGCACCAUUAAAAUAUUUUCCAUUUUCCCCAA
This is a messenger RNA of Tachyglossus aculeatus (Australian echidna), 2919 nucleotides long. It is a transcript of the gene NEDD1, whose product is annotated as NEDD1 gamma-tubulin ring complex targeting factor. Lineage: Eukaryota; Metazoa; Chordata; Mammalia; Monotremata; Tachyglossidae. The coding region runs from base 44 to 2017 and encodes 657 amino acids. Gene Ontology annotation, cellular component: pericentriolar material; spindle pole; ciliary basal body. The transcript is spliced from 14 exons. Gene Ontology annotation, molecular function: gamma-tubulin binding. Gene Ontology annotation, biological process: microtubule nucleation; mitotic cell cycle. The record is from RefSeq and is a predicted model, not a curated record.